AGCUCUUGCAACUCCACAACUCUCAACACCACCAUCGGUUCGUGGCCAGUCACUUCCUCUGAUACCAUUUUCAGCAUCGCCCUCUCCGCCAACCGCGGCGUCUGUGACAUUGCCCGUGCGAACCGAAUGGCCGACGCUGAGCUUUUGGUUGCAGGCGCGAAACUCCUCAUCCCGGCCCAAGUCUGCGACCUUGACUCAUCCAGCUGCCUCAUUGCCAGCCAGAUAAACUACACCGCUACCUGCGUGCUGGGAGGCCCGCAUACCUACGACACCUUCGUCAAUGACACGUACCAGAAGAUCGCGGCCAAGUUCGAAAUGGCCGUCACGGCGUUGACCAACGCAGACCGGAUGCCGGUCGAUCCGAGCCAGACGCCUGCUGUGGGCACAACGCUCAAGAUCCCGCAGUGUAGUCCGAGCCAGUGUGUGGUACAGCCGUACGAGUUUUUGUAUGGGACGUAUGUGGAUGUGGCAAAGAGGUUCAAUACCACGGUGGGUCAGAUUAUGGCAUUUAAUCCGACAUUUAGUUAUAGUAACGAUGCGAAUCCCGAUGAGGGGCCGGUGAUUACGAUGCCGAUGGAUUGUAAGGCACUGGCGGGGAAUGUGACUGUCAUUUCGUAA
Molecule: messenger RNA, 618 nt
Organism: Pseudomassariella vexata
Lineage: Eukaryota; Fungi; Ascomycota; Sordariomycetes; Amphisphaeriales; Pseudomassariaceae
Exons: 1
Source: RefSeq, a predicted model, not a curated record